Molecule: messenger RNA, 684 nt
Organism: Penicillium subrubescens
Lineage: Eukaryota; Fungi; Ascomycota; Eurotiomycetes; Eurotiales; Aspergillaceae
Exons: 2
Coding region: 1-684 (227 amino acids)
Source: RefSeq, a predicted model, not a curated record
AUGUUCGUGGGAGGUAAGUUUGGUGACGACAUCGCAAAAUACUUGGGACUUAGAGAUGCUGUUGGCAAACUGGUAAAGGAAAUCGGCGAUCCCGGUUACCCUUUUCCGGAUCCACUACACCACUGGUGUAUAAUUGUCAUCGACUACGUGUAUGAGCUAGUAGGAAAGCCAACCUUUGGCUGGCCCCCGUUUGUUACCAUCAACUACGAGCGGACACGCGGCAUUUCAGGGAGUUGGACCAUGCACCGAAUUGGAGUAACAUCUAAAAGUGAUGACCAGAUUCACGAGGCUGCGCAAGAAACCAUAUUGAAGAUGCCGCAAGCGUACCACGUGCUUGACAAUAAUUGCCAGCACUUUGUGGUAAACCUCGCCGAUGCGAUCUUGCGAGAUCCUCGCCACAAAUACUUGUCCGUUAAAGGCCAAUUCAUUUCUGCACAUGAAAUUGGAGUUCAGCCUGAGAGGAGCGAGCCAACACAAGAUGAACAAAACUUCAAGGGCAAGGAUGACUUUCGGGAAGACGAAGACAUCGAGGAAGGAAACCCCGUCCCAAUCACCGAUCGAGAUGCCGAGGGUGAUGUUAUUGAGAACGAGAAGGAACGCAGAAAGAUGAUGUUGAAGUCCAUAGCUGACUUCAUGGCUGAUAACACUCCACCUAUUCAGGAACGCGAGGUAAUUUAUCAGUAG